Anopheles merus is the source of this 1757-nucleotide messenger RNA. Its product is annotated as BTB/POZ domain-containing adapter for CUL3-mediated RhoA degradation protein 3. Gene Ontology annotation, biological process: protein homooligomerization. Bases 360 to 1241 code for a protein of 293 amino acids. Gene Ontology annotation, molecular function: protein binding. The record is from RefSeq and is a predicted model, not a curated record. The transcript has 2 exons. Lineage: Eukaryota; Metazoa; Arthropoda; Insecta; Diptera; Culicidae.
GCCUGUCAGUUUUAUCAAAAUACACAGCAAACAGCAAGCAAAUUUCCAAUCUGCACCUCCCAAAAUAAUUGCUCCUGUGUCCCACCGUGUGCUUGUUCGCGUGACUCAUUUACCGUUACCGUUGGCUUGCUUGUUUCCGACGCUCCACGCGACCCACCGGUAAAAGGGACCGCCGCCAGGUUGCGUCCCCCGGAAACGCUCGCGUUACGCCCACCACCAGCAGCCCGGGAGUUCGGUCCGGGACGAAGGCCCCCGCCAAGUGGUUGCCCCCCAGUGUGGUCCCAGCGCUGCGUACGUAGGUUGAGCGUACGCGACAGAACCCAGCGGCCAAGAUUGAGCCCGACGGAGCAGCUGCCAGGAUGUCGGGUGAUCAGAAAACCCUCAUCAAGGGCAAUCCGUCCCAGUACGUGAAGCUGAACAUUGGCGGCUGCCUGCACUACACCACGAUCGGGACGCUCUGCAAGCAGGACACGAUGCUGCGUGCCAUGUUCAGUGGGCGGCUGGAGGUGCUCACCGACUCGGAAGGUUGGAUUCUGAUCGAUCGCUGCGGUACACACUUUGGCACGAUACUGAACUUCCUGCGGGACGGUAGCGUGGCGCUGCCGGAAACGACCAAAGGCAUCGCGGAGCUGCUGGCCGAAUCGAAGUACUACUGCAUCGAGGAGCUGAUCGAGGCGUGCGAGAAGGUGCUGGCGAAGAAGGAGCGCGAAUCGGAACCGAUCUGCCGGGUGCCGCUGAUUACGUCGCAAAAGGAGGAACAGUAUCUGAUCAGCACGGCCACCAAGCCGGUAGUGAAGCUGCUGAUCAACCGGCACAACAACAAGUACUCGUACACGAACACGUCCGACGACAAUCUGCUGAAGAACAUUGAGCUGUUCGAUAAGCUUUCGUUGCGCUUCAGUGGGCGCGUGUUCUUCAUCAAGGAUGUGAUCGGUUCGAGCGAGAUCUGCUGCUGGUCGUUCUACGGCAACGGCAAGAAGGUGGCGGAAGUGUGCUGCACCUCGAUCGUGUACGCCACGGACAAGAAGCACACGAAGGUGGAGUUCCCGGAGGCGAGGAUCUUCGAGGAAACGCUUAACAUACUGCUGUACGAGAACAAGAACGCCCCGGACCAGGAGCUGAUGCAGGCGACGUCGCUGCGCGGUGCGGUCGGCGGCAUCAGCUCGUACACAAGCGACGAGGAGGAGGAGCGGACCGGGCUGGCCAGGUUACGGUCGAACAAGCAGAACAAUCCUACAUGAUUCACACAUCAGCUAGUGCUGAAGCGGAAGCUGUUGCCAAAGAGGAACUGAACCGUUUGCCCCCGGGCCCCCCCCCGCUCACGUCUAAACCAACUCGAGGGCCGUGUGUGCUUGUGAGCAAUGACGCAAAAUGAACAAAAUGGAAAUAGCUAUGAGAGAAACAAGUUAAAAUUAAGAACGCGUUCACCUCCCUCCUUUCUGGAGGGUCAAUCCUAAACCGAAUCGUAUAAAUAUUAACUUCUCUUCCCCCCUCUCCAGUCUGGGAGCAAUCCUGCGCUAACACCAAAGGAAGAUUGAGCAAUGGAUUGAACAUUACGGUGGGGAGAGCCUUUACGCUCCGUGGAAAAAGUAAAAAAAAAACACGGUAAUUCAAUUUUACAAUUAAUUCAACUCACUCAGAACUGGAUUGUAGCGAAAGAAGCAUAAAGUGGCAGAAAAAAAAGGCAUAACUCUAUACACACAUACACAAUAUCUCCAUGAAGCUCUAAAGGCAUUAACUUUAAAACCACGCAUAGU